AUAUCGUUUAUUAUAUAAUGUAUAGACGAUAAAUAAAAAAUGGUUUUCAACGUUCAACUCGAUUACGAAACAAAUACUUAAAGUGAAAUAGUAUUUCGUUUUAGCCGACAAUAUAUAGACUGUAUAUAUAAUAAGGACAUCAAAAAGUCUGGACACAAACUCUUAAAAACACAUCUCAUAUGAGAAAAAGUGAUGGAAAAGUGUUUUGACGUAAAAAUAAAUAGAUUUUACGUUUUCGACGGUUUAGUUAUUAUUUGUUGAGAAGAAAUAAAAAACUAGUGAAAAGUAUUUCACUUGUGUUUAAAUAUAGCAAAUAUAAAAACGAGAGAAAGAAAAUCAAAUUAAAUAAUACACAAAAUAAUAUAAUCUUUCGGUCCUGUCAUCCAAAGUGAUUGUCAUCGCAUAGAGAGACAGUCGACUACAGUCGCAGCCAUGGAUGAGUCGACCGAUUUGUUUAACUUAAGUGAUUCGGCUGUGGAUUGCGACCCGACAUCGCUGUCCGAUAACAUCACGUCAUCGAUGCUUAACUAUACUCUGUGUUUAAAUACCAGUGAAUAUAAUAACCCGACGGUCCCGUCGCCCACUAUAUAUCAUUUGGACCCCCAGUACUACUCCCUUCCCUAUACCAUCAUUGGCACCAUAUUUCAAGGCAUUAUUCUCAUAGUCGGCGUUUUGGGUAACAUAAUGGUAGUGAUUGUGGUAUUCAAGUCGCGAGGCAUGAAGACACCGACCAACUGCUAUUUGGUCUCGCUAUCGAUCGCCGACCUACUGGUGCUGAUGGCAUCGGUGCCCAACGAGAUCAUCGCCUACUAUGUAUUGGGCGACAAAUGGAUCUGGGGCAGUGUUGGAUGCGCUCUCUUCAUAUUCUUCCAGUACUUCGGCAUCAAUGCCUCGUCGCUGUCGAUCACGGCGUUCACUGUCGAGCGCUAUAUAGCCAUCUGUCACCCGAUGAAGGCCCAGAAGAUCUGUACCGUACACCGGGCCAAACGGAUCAUCAUGGGCGUUUGGCUGUUCGCCCUACUCUACUGCGGUCCGUGGCUUUUCCUCACCAAAACCCAGAAGAUCUACUAUAAGGGCCACGAAGACGUCGAGACCUGUAUCUUCUCGACGUCGCGCAAGUUUUAUAAGGGCUAUUAUAUGGCGGAUAUGAUCAUCUUCUAUGUGUUCCCAUUGAUCAUGUCGUGUAUACUAUACGGACUCAUCGCUCGCAUACUCUUUCACAACGAGAUGUCGAAGUCGUCCUCUUCGGGAAACAAGUCCCGCAACGGAGACCACAAUUACGGCACCACUGAAUUCAAGAAGUCCUCCUCAAACGACGCCUCUAGAGUUCAGGUAAGCCAUGGAUCCGAUUAUAUGUUUCAAUUAAUCCACUCUUGA
Molecule: messenger RNA, 1377 nt
Organism: Medioppia subpectinata
Lineage: Eukaryota; Metazoa; Arthropoda; Arachnida; Sarcoptiformes; Oppiidae
Source: the annotation of a GenBank genome assembly